Messenger RNA from Mercenaria mercenaria, 1669 nucleotides. RefSeq lists its product as uncharacterized. NCBI's taxonomy places the organism in Eukaryota, Metazoa, Mollusca, Bivalvia, Venerida, Veneridae. The transcript is spliced from 9 exons. The coding region runs from base 130 to 1362 and encodes 410 amino acids. The record is from RefSeq and is a predicted model, not a curated record.
CCAGUGGCAACGACGUGUGACUUCGCUGAAAGAAAGCAGAAAACAUUCAUUCUUUUUGUGGACAUCUUUAAAUAUACUUUUAAGAUCAGCAACUGAAUUAUUGAAUAAGAAAAUGUAGUAAAAACUAAAAUGCUACUAAACAAAGGUUUGGAAAAAUGGACAAACUUGAAAGAACUGAUAAAUCGCGGUAUUACUGUAUCUAAUGCAGGAAACGAGAACACUGUCGAGUUUGUAAAUAUUGUUAAAGAUGUACACAAAGCUGUUUACCUAUACGGCGACGAGAUCUUGGACAGUUUACCCCAAUCUUCGAAAAAACAAACGCUUGGACUGUUCGGGCUAAAUAAGGAACGAUUUGGCAAAGUCGACACUGAAGAAGAAGCCAGUAAAGCAAAAGAAGAGUUUCUGCAACUUGAGAACAAAAUUUACCGGAAUCAGACGGUAAAGUUCAUUUACGACGAAAAGGCAAAAACAAGUUCAUUGUCAACGACACGUGUAAGACAGCGUCUGUGUGACUUGAUGGGAACGGAUGUCAUACGUCUUAAUGACAAGCGGUACUUCCAGACGCUUACACAACGUCUGCAAGAUGAAUAUGAGACGAUAAUGGACAAACAGGAAGAUGCGCGUGCAGCGUCCGAGCAUGAGCGCCUGCGCAGACUGAUGCUUGAGGGAAUCAUUGAUGCUCCAAAUGAUUACAGAGCUGUUGUGCAGGGUCAUGAUAAGAAACAGAACAAAAAGAAAAAACGAAGGAAAAUCAAGAGACAUACUGACAACCAUGUGACAUACGAUUUAGAUACAAAAGCCUCUGAUGAUGAAGGCCAGUCUAAAUCACGAAAAGAGGAUGUUGUCACUCAAGUUGAGAUAUUGUCUGGUUCCCGGCCAACCUCUGAAAAGUCACGUGAUACAGUUGAGGAUCCAUCACCCAAAGCACCGGCAACCAGAAGAAGAUCGGUUAAGAAAGUCACUGUAGAAAAGGAGAACGAGAGAUUAAAUAAAACUUUAAAAGAGAUGCAUGCUCGUCCUCCACAUCAUGAAAGCGCUUUACGACCUACGUCUUCAUGCUCUACACACCGGAAGUCAAGACGGAUAAAAUCUGCCGCACCACGGUUGACUUACACCGGAAGGGAACCGACUUCCUCUGACGAUGAAAGCAGUAGCGCAACAAACGAAUUUGAUACUCAGAGUCUACCCGAAAGAAUGUCUAGCCGAAAACCGUCCAAGUACAGCACAAACGAGCCUGAGCGUGUCACAAAACUAAGAAUGGAGGAGACCGUUGCCGGACUAUAUUCAAUAGCGGAAGAGCUUGUAUCUCCUGUGAAGGCGGACGAUCAGCCUCAAAGAAAAGGAGGAAAGAAAGCAUACUGAAUGUUUAAGACGAAGAGCUGCCCUUGGACUCGAAAGGAAAACCCCUGAUAUGCAAAUAUACACGCUUAUUGUUGGUGUUUGUUUUAUAAAUAUCCUUGUGAUUGAGUGUACAUUAAAGAUAUAUAACAUCGAGGCGACAAAAGCCGGAUCGGAAUGUAAAACAGAGAAUGAAACGAUAUAUUAUACACUGUAUUACAAUUAAAUAUCUUUGUGACUGUGUGUACCUUAAAUUAAAGAUAUACUACGUCUUGCAACUGUUGCCAGAUUGAAAUGUAAAACAAAGAAUAAAGAUAUAUCAUUAAAUGUA